GUCCAGACUCAUCCGGAAUCGGGCUGUUGAGGGACGGGAAAUCUAGAAGCUUCAGGACUGGAGGGAGUCCCUGAUCCCACUGGCCUUGACUUUGGACAAGGUUUUAAUUUGUUCUAGUCAACUAUUCAGCGAUUUUGAGCAAAAAAGAUUCUCUGGCCUUCAGCAUGAUAUUGGCUUGAUGUGGAAAGAUUAAGGUUUCUCUGGAUCAUUUGCUCCAUGGGGCAGAAGAAUGGUUGGGGAGAUGAUGAGCAAGGCAGGUCUCUACCUGUGGGCCUCUCAGGUUUCUGAGUCCUUCUUUGCUGGUGGAUUGGAGCAGGCUGUCGACAGCCAUCUUUGGUAUUCAAGUAAGACAUCUGCAGUGACACUGUGGACAGCGUCCAAAGCACCAAGAUUCUAGGCUAAAGGGAAGAAGCCAUUAGAGAAGAAUACCCCGAGGUCCAUGAGGACAAUUUGUGAUCAAUGGUUACUCUUAUGCCUUGACUUGCUAUAAAUUAUGAAUCGAGGACCUCAAGUUCACAUAUUUUGGGGUGCUCCAGUUGCUGCACUGAAAAUGACAGUAUCCCAGGAAACAGCCUCCUUAAUGUCCACUGCCAACACCUGGGAAAAAGUCCAACUCUUUUUCAAACAGCGUUCUUUGUGUCUGAAGGCUGGAGAUCAGGAGUUUAAAAGUCUGGAAGACUGUCAAGUCCCCGAAGGUUUUGGCCCACCCGGUCUUCUUAGUGGUCACCUUUUAACGACUUAUGUGAAUAGGUCUGCUCAGGCGGAAGAAGACUUUAAACAUUCUGAGUCUGAAACACAGAAUGUAAAGUCCCAGAAGAUUAGCCUAAGUGAUAUGACUAGUGUAUGUCGACUUACGGACAGAGUUCAGCAUUUACCUGAAGAAGAAAAAUACCAAAAGCUUCCAUAUGAAAAUAAGAAAAUUAUAGAUGAGCAGUCUAAAACUCAGUCAGAUGCCUGCGUUCAGAACUUUCAAAGAGAUGUGCUUCAGUUAGAUCGUAAGUGUGCAGCUGAACUGGAUCUGGGCUGUAGUAGUGGACAGAAGAAUACAGGGCCAGAGGCUGAGGAAAAAAAACCAGAGCCAACAGGACAUCGUGAAACACAAAGUCAGGAGAGCUUUGCCUCUGACACACAGUGUGAACCACAGUCUGAGGGAGCAGUCAGGCAGGCCUCAGGCCAGAGAAUAUCUCCUGAUACUGAAUUUCUCAGGGUAAUGACCGCCAGCCAGCGUGCUUUUCUAGCUCAAGGGAAUGAUAAAGGUCAAGACUAUAUUAAUAAGAGGACUGUAAACCUGGAGGCAGAACCUACAGGCAGUCAGGGAGUCAGAGGAACUGAAGGGAAUUUUAGUGAGCCUGGUGGAGAUUUUGAAGAAGGAUCUGAAAGUGAGCAAAGCCAAGCAUAUUCCCUGGAACUUUUUAGUCCUGUUUGUCCUGAAUCAGAAAGCAGUUACGGUCACAUAAACCCUGGGAAAAGUCUUGAAGAAAAUAUAAGCUCUCCAGAACUUUCCAGUCGUGAGGAAAACCUGCCACAAAAUGAAGCACACGUUGAGUUGUGUGGCUCAGGAGUGCUGUGUUCCCAACCAAGCAGCUCCCAUCGAAGUACAGCUAAAAGGAGCCAGUGCUCUAAGGACAAUGCCCGUCAUUCUACAGCUCACUCUGAAGUCCAUCAGGUGUCCAAGAAAGCAAGGAUGGAUUCCAAUAGAAGAGAGGCAGCCCAAGCAGUGCCCCAGAAGAUCAUGCCUGAAUUUAAGGAUAGUAAAAAAAUAUCAUUAAUAAAAAAUUGUGAUUCUAAAAGUCAGAAGUAUAACUGCUUAGUCAUGGUGCUAACCCCAUGUCACGUGAAGGAAAUAAACGUAAAAUCUGGACCGAAUUCUGGUUCUAAAGUGCCGUUAGCAACGAUUGUAGUAGUCGAUCAGUCGGAGAUUAAGAAGAGGGUUGUUCUGUGGAGGACUGCAGCAUUUUGGGCACUUACAGUGUUUCUUGGUGAUAUAAUUCUACUUACAGAUGUUGUUCUUUAUGAGGACCAGUGGAUUGGUGAGACAGUACUCCAAUCAACACUUACCAGUCAGUUACUGAAUCUGGGAAGUUACUCAUAUGUCCAGCCCGAAAAAUAUUCCAAUAUAAUUGCCAAUGUUAUACUUCAGGAUUUACUGACAUAUGUGUCUUCAAAACAUUCCUAUCUCAAAGAUCUGCCUCAGAGGCAGCCUCAGAAAAUCAACACCGUAAAGUUUGUGGAAUUGGAGCAGUUGCAGCCUGAUACAUUAGUCCAUGCAGUGCUCAGAGUAGUGAACAUCACUGUAUUGACAGAGGCAUUAUAUAGUUACAGAGGACAAAAGCAAAGAAAGGUUGUGUUAACGGUGGAACAGGCUCAAGGUCAACAUUACCUGCUUGUAUUAUGGGGUCCUGGAGCAGCCUGGCAUACUCAACUUCAAAGGAAAAAAGAUUGUAUUUGGGAAUUUAAGUACCUUUUUGUUCAGCGGAACUGCAUACUAGAAAACUUAGAAUUACAUACAACACUGUGGUCAUCCUGUGAAUGCCUGUUUGAUGAUGAUACAAGAGCAAUUUCAUUUAAAGCAAAAUUUCAAAAAAAUACAUCCUCCUUUGUCAAGAUAUCAGACUUAGCAACUCACCUAACAGAUAAGUAUUCAGGAGUGGUUCUGAUCACAGCCAGGGUGUCAGAGCUGGUGUUCUGUGCUACAGCAGCUCAGAAGGUGGCUCUGAAUGCUCGCAGCAGUCUGCAGAGCAUCUUCUCGUCUCUUCCCCGUAUCACCUAUGCUGGCUGUGCGCAGUGCGGCUCAGAACUGCAGACGGAUGAGAACAGGAUCUACAGACAGUGUCUGGGUUGCUUGCCGUUUGUUGGGAAGAAAAUGUUCUACAGUGUUCGAGAUACUUGCAGUGGUCCAGCACAUGCAGAUCUCAGAGACUUCAAGGCUUUUAAACACCGUUCCUGCUGAGACCGGCUUUAAUGACCAUAGUUGAUGGAAGACAUAAUACUUAUGUCCAUGUUGGGUCGAAGAUGAUGGAGCAGAUUCUUUUCAACAUUUCUCCAGAUUGCCUCAGCAGAGUGAUAGGUAAACCCCACCACGCAGCAAUUGUUCGUCAGCACAGAGCACAGCGCUGCACAUAAAGCUCUCCCCUGUCUAUAAAAUAGAGAGAUAGUCUAGCUGGGGUGAAACAUAAAAGCUUACAUGAGUUGGAAGGUGAGAUCUCAUUACAUCUGCCUUGUACAUGAAUAAAAGAAGCUCCUUCUCUCGUUAGCCUAAAUUCCUAGUUGGUCAGCAAAAACACGAGGAUCCUAGUCUCAUAGUAGUUAAAAACAAAACAGAAGUGUGUAGCACCGUGAAUUGAAGUUAACCUGUAGUUGGAUUUCUGAGGUCUUGAGCUGAUGCCCGGGACAGUCGGGGACAAAGAAGGAAGCAAAUGCACUCACCCGUCAGACGACCGUGCUCCAUGCUUGUCCUCGUUAGCCUCAGGCUCCCUAAGUGGACAAGCUAAUCCAGUUCUGUCGUUUGCUUAGUUUUGUAAUCGUGGGUUGCUUCUAUAUUAAUAAAAAGUUGUUUCAUUCAUGCCUCACAUGCUCUAACUAGUGAGUGACUCCAGCUCUUACGUACCUUUUAUUUCUUGCUUUGAUAAAGAUUCCGUAACAGUACACUAUCUAAGCCCUCGGACCUCUAGUCUACAUAGGGCUCAGACUUGGCAGUGUUUCUCCGAAUAAACCAAUAUUAAAGAAAUCCCUCUUGAAACAUUAAAAAAGCAUAAGCACGCAUUUAUAUAGUUUCUGUCAGCUUCAGGUAAAAUCUCAGGCAUGACUCUAGCCCCUAAUAAAAGUCCUAACUGACGAAGAUCUAAACAGCCCCAAAAUGUACUAUUUGCUUUAACCUGCGGAUCAUACUAGGAAAGCUCCUAUACGCUCUUGAACAUUUAUUAAAACAUGACCGUGACCAUGUUUUUCAUUUGUUUGUUUCCUGUCAUGGCUUUGUCCUUUAGAGAUAUAUAUGAAUCACUAAAUAUUUUAUCUUAACCAAAUCAACUCUUUGGGAAUGUGUCAGACAGGGAAGUAAGAAAAAAAAAGUUGAGCAUCUAAUCCAAAAAUAGGAAACAAUAAAUUGAUGUUUAGAUUUGAGCUUUAUCCCUAAGGCACCUUAUUAUGGAUAUACAGAUGCUUGGGGUAUUUGUUUUUUAUUUUUAAAUCUAAUAUUUCAAAACAUUCCGGUCCCAAGAACCUCAGCUCCGAGAUGCUCAGUUUGUGUGUGCACUCCUGUGAUUAAAACUGUAAAACAGUAAGUAUGAGGGCCUUUUAAAAAUUUCUUAUAUAUAUUUUCUGUGAGUGUUGAGUUGAGUGUGUAAACACUCAGACACCAGAAGAAGUUAAAAGAGAAUGUUAGGUUCCCUAGAACUAGAGUUAGGAAUGGUGUGAGCUGCAUGUAGGUGCAGGGAAUUAAACCCAGGUCCUUCAAGAACGAGUGCUCCUGAUUGUCCCGAAGACAUGGCCUCCUUAUUUCAGGAAAGAGCAAGCCUCAGUCCCCAAGUAUUUAGAAGCUGAUGGCUGGAGCUGCUGUCAGUGUGAGCAUUGCUUGUGCUUGCCUUCACACACGGUAGGAAACACGCCAUCUUCUAGACUCCCUUCAACAAUUUGAAGCUAGAAAGAGAGGUAUAGAACAAGAAAUGUAAGAUGUGUGUCUAUAAAGCUUGAGGAACCAAGGGAAACAAGGAAACCUUCAGAAUGUGUUUGUGUGCAGCUAGUGGGGUCCUGAGUGUCGUGUGUGCUCUGUUCUCAGUGCCUUCCUCAGAGGUCACCUACGGCAUGGUCGCUGCGGACCUGCUGCACUCCUUGUUGGCAGUCAGUGCAGAACCUUGCGUGCUGAAGAUCCAGAGCCUUUUCGAGUUGGAUGAAAACAGCUACCCCCUGCAGCAGAACCUCUCCCUGUUAGAUUUCUGCCCUGACUCGUUUAAGAUGUGGAGACCAGGACUUGCUCUAAGGCCAGAGGAGGACACUGGAGUUGUUCCAAAGGAGUGAUGAAACAAUCUGUCUUUUGAAGAUUUAUUUACUUUUACUAUAUGUACAUAAGUGUUUUGCUUAUGUAUGUCUAUGCAUCCACAGAGGCCAGGAGAGGGUGCCAGAUCCCCUGAGACUAGAGUAAUGGAUGCUUGUGAGCCGCCGUGUAGAUUUUAAGAAAGUGCUCUUAACUGCUGAGCCAUCCAACCCAAUGAUCUACCUUUUGAAAUAAAUGAAAUGACAGGGAUUUUGCUUAGAGUUUUUAAAAUAAGUAAUUUAUUAGCGAAAUCUAAUUGUAAUAAAUUAUUUUUUAAGAAAA
Messenger RNA from Rattus norvegicus (Norway rat), 5311 nucleotides. The record is from RefSeq and is a predicted model, not a curated record. NCBI's taxonomy places the organism in Eukaryota, Metazoa, Chordata, Mammalia, Rodentia, Muridae.